Molecule: messenger RNA, 1338 nt
Organism: Haemonchus placei
Lineage: Eukaryota; Metazoa; Nematoda; Chromadorea; Rhabditida; Trichostrongylidae
Source: the annotation of a GenBank genome assembly
AUGGGGUCACUUCCACGAACGAGCAUCAUCGUCUGUUAUUUCAACGAAUCACCAUCGGUACUGAUCCGUAUGGUAAACUCGAUUAUCGAUCGAACACCAUUGGAUCUGAUCCAAGAAAUUCUGCUCAUCGAUGAUAGCAGCGAAUGGCCCGAAGCCUCUCUUCAAGCUGCCGAUUAUCAACGGAAACAUCCCCAAUGGAGUAUGGUGAAGUUCCUUCAGACCCCUUCCAAUCAAGGCCUCAUCAGGGCGAAAGUCUUUGGUGCACGUAAAGCUCGAGGAGAAGUACUGGUGUUUCUUGACAGCCAUUGCGAAGUGAAUCAAGAAUGGUUACAGCCGCUAGUGGUCUGCCCGAUCAUCGAUAUUAUCGAUUUGGAUACGAUGAAAUACGUGGAAUCGCCCGUGUGCAAAGGUGGUCUCAAUUGGGGGCUUACUUUCAAAUGGGACUAUCCCCCACAUACGUAUUUCUCCCAAGACCACAAGAAUUUCAUUCGUCCCCUGAAAUCCGCCACCAUGGCUGGAGGGCUGUUCGCCAUCGAUCGGUCAUAUUUCUUCAAGAUCGGUUCCUACGAUGAGGGAAUGGAUGUGUGGGGAGCGGAAAAUGUGGAAAUCUCCUUCCGGAUUUGGAUGUGUGGUGGUGAACUGGAAAUAAUUCCGUGUAGUCGUGUUGGACACAUCUUCAGGAGAAAGCGCCCAUAUGGCUUGGCGUCUGACUCGAUGGGGAAGAAUUCUGUAAGGGCAGCUCGUGUAUGGCUCGACGAAUAUCUCCCUGAAUUCUUCAAAGCUCGUCCGUAUUUGGAAAUGAGAACGGAUUAUGGUGACAUCUCGGACCGGCUUCAGCUGAAAAAGAACUUACAAUGCAAACCGUUCAAGUGGUAUUUGGAAAACAUCUACCCUGAACUUCUACCUGGGAAUAUUCCAGAUAAGUUGGACAUGGUAAAAACCCCUGUACAAAACGGCAAGAAGUUCCAGAUUCGCCUAGCCAAUUCAACGUUUUGCCUCGCUGCCGAAACCACAAAUGGACGUAUUGCUCGAGGAAAUCGAGUUGAAAUGGAAGUUUGUCAUGGGAAACGUAAUCAACAAUGGAGGUGGACCGAGAUUAACGAGUUCCGUCCUAUGGGCUCGUCUCGGCUCUGCCUCGAUUCACUCAAAGGUGUUUCACUAUUGAAAUGCCAUAAUCAGCGGGCCCAUCAAGAUUGGAAGGUUACGAAGGAAGGCAAAUUCUACAACAAAGCAAUGGGGAAAUGUAUCAAAGCUGACGCCGAGUUGCUGUCGUUAGCCGUCCUUCAAUUCUGUUCACUGGCUAGCAACUUCUUGGUCGAAGAACUGACCGCUGUGUGA